AUGGUGGAAAAUGAUCAACGUCAGGAGGCUCAGAUCAUUUUAUCCGGUCAGUUUAGGCGCAUUAUACUUGUCGUACGAAAAAAUGUCUUCAUUUUGUAAGAAUUUUUCAGGAUUAAAAUUUUUGAUCGAUGAAUUUGGAAACGGUGUGAAAAAAUUGAAAGAAGAAAUCAUGGAAUCGAAAUUCGUAAAGUAUUUGGAAAGAUUUGUCGAAGUUAAUUGGGGUGUAGAACCAGAAUAUUACACACCACUCAGAUAUAUUGAAACAUAUCCUGAACAUCCGUGGUGGAAACAUGAGAUCGAGGAGAGACGUCGGCAAAAACAACUUGAUGAAAAACAGAUCACAAUCCACUCCGAUAUUGUUAAAACCAAUCCGCACAAUCUGAGACCACGAAAACGUUCAUUAGAUAUGCCUACCAAAAAUUAUAUUCCGAUCAAACGAACAGCGGGAUUUUCUUCUUCGCCCAAGAUGCAGAACUCUCAAAUCAAGGUUUAA
This is a messenger RNA of Caenorhabditis angaria, 493 nucleotides long. Lineage: Eukaryota; Metazoa; Nematoda; Chromadorea; Rhabditida; Rhabditidae. The record is from the annotation of a GenBank genome assembly.